Messenger RNA from Hyalella azteca, 1617 nucleotides. RefSeq lists its product as uncharacterized. Gene Ontology annotation, biological process: spindle assembly. The record is from RefSeq and is a predicted model, not a curated record. The transcript has 8 exons. NCBI's taxonomy places the organism in Eukaryota, Metazoa, Arthropoda, Malacostraca, Amphipoda, Hyalellidae. The coding region runs from base 145 to 969 and encodes 274 amino acids. Gene Ontology annotation, cellular component: HAUS complex; cytosol.
AAGAAUGAUUCUCCCUGUGCUGAUCACUUCUCUUUCCCAAAGAUGAAGUCAUGAAGAUGUAAGGGCUGAAUCAAUUGCUCCCCAUCUCAUCGCAUUCCCUCUCUUAGAAUUUUUGAUUGAAUAAAUCUCUACUGUAUUGUUUUUAUGGACGCCAAACGUUCUGAAGUGCAGCAGUGGCUGGAAUCUAUCUAUGGAUCAGCUUCAGCAGUGCCAUGUUACGAGAAAUCCUCUGCAAGCAUCAAUCUUCUGCAUCAGCUCAUGACUGUAUCUAAGGAAGCUGACAAACAAGCUCAAAUCUUGAAUCAAGAUUAUUUAAUUAGAGCUGAUGAAUACACUGCUAAAAGUGAACAGAUAGCCAGUGCUAUGAGGUGUGUGGGGCUUAGCAUAAGUAGCUUGACUGAUGAUGCUCGAUGUGCUCUCACAGAACUUUCUCAAGCUGCAACUGUCGUAAAUGCAGCAGUUCCGUCUGAAAGCCAAAUUAUGCUAGGCAGUGUGCAGCUGGAAUCACAGCAUGACGAGAUAUGCCGGCAAGCCUCGGAAAGUGACGAGUUACGCUCCCAACUUUCCACGCUCUCCCAGCAACUGGCUACGAAAAUACAGCACGCCAAAAUGCUAAAAAAUCAAGUGGAGGUCGCCUUGGAGCUGGAGAAGAAGGACGAAGAAAACGACGAACGACGCGCGCUUUUCCACGAGAAGAAGCUUAUGGAAUAUGAGAAGGAUAUUAGCGAAGGAGAAGCGUUGUUGAAGCACCGUGGCUACACAGGCAGCAUCACGCACGACAGCGUCGUGCAGCAGUGGCAGGAGUUACAACAGCUACAGAAGCAGGUGACCACGCUGCGCUCGCAGCUUGAGUCGUACAGCCUGCCGCCCGACGUGAGCGCCGUGAGGCUCGAGGUGGAGCGGUGUCGGCAACACCUCGCUUCGCUCGUCGCAGAUAUGGCCCAGCAACAAACUCAAGGCUUCACGUGAUAUUUUAAUGCCUCUUAGAAUAAACUCGUCUUCUUGAAAUAAUGUUGUUCAUACUUAGACUUUCAUGUGAAAUUAUUUGCUCAUUUUACAUCAGGAUACUAGUUUAUGUUUAUGCUGAGCGUAUUGCUAACGUCAUUGAGUUAUCCAUUUUGAUUUUGGGAGUUUAUGUUUCUCGCCCGAUGAGAUUAUUAUUAAACUGCCAGUUACUCAAUAUUUUGUGAACUCUUUUUGGAUGGUUUCCGUCUUAAAUUUAUGGUGCGUUUUCAUGAUCUUUGUAUAGAUCUUGGAUUUGGAUGGGAAAGGGUGUUAUGAUGUCAAUUCCCUACAGGAAUUUUAAAUGAAGGAGCUCUCUUUGAAAUCCAAGGCAUUCUUCCCGUUUUCUAGAAGUUUCAAUGAGUAAAAUCAAACUCGUUUCGAACGCAAUUUGUUAACUGAAAUGCCUAGCUUCUAACGACGUAACAUUCGCUCAUCAGCGAUCAAUGUACACGUUUUUGCUAUAAAAAUUUAAUUGACGCUUUUGUCAAGUACUUAAAGUGGGGGUAUUGAAAUGAAGUAAAGAAUAUCAGUCUAUAUUUAUCCAAGACAUUUUACAACAUUGUAACUUUUAAGACAACUUGUACAAGUAAAAACGUUCCACCCUAUAAUGAA